Molecule: messenger RNA, 581 nt
Organism: Anopheles aquasalis
Lineage: Eukaryota; Metazoa; Arthropoda; Insecta; Diptera; Culicidae
Gene: QIL1
Product: MICOS complex subunit MIC13 homolog QIL1
Biological process (GO): cristae formation
Cellular component (GO): MICOS complex; mitochondrial crista junction
Source: RefSeq, a predicted model, not a curated record
ACGUACCGCAACCAGUGUGGCAGCGCCUUAACAUCGGACCGCAGAGGCCGACUUGGUUUUGGUAAAAAAUUACGUAAAAUAUAAACAGUUUCCGAGUUUCCCGACGCACUACUUGCGGUUUCUGUUCGCGAACGAAGAUGUUUCGAUUCGCCAUCAAAACAGGAAUAGCCGGUGGGGCCAUCUAUUACAGCAAAGAGGAAGGUAUCUGGAACGAAGAUACGGAAAAGGUGUACGAGCGAUAUGCCGCUGCCCUGCAUCCCCACGUCCAGUCGCUGAAGCAGCAGAUUCCGCUGGAUAUCCCGGCCCUACCAUCAAGCGGAGAGAUGUGUUUCGUUACGAAGCACUACUAUAACGAAGGCGUCAAGAACACGAUCCAUUUCAUCCAUCGACUGCCGUGCUACGCUGGCCAGUGGGCUAAGAAGGGAUCGGAUGCGAUCAAGAAGGCCCUCGAUGCACCAGCGGCACCGGCCGGACCAGCCGCAGUCGAACCGCAAGCCAAGAAAUGAUCCUAGAUCUCCCCUUGUUUCCAUAUAAACUACCGGCGCCGUUUGUUGAAUAAAAAACGGGUGUUACUAAUGUAA